CAUGGCCACCGAGCCGAAGCCAGUUUCAGACGAUAGAAUGCUUGUUUAUGUUCCACCUCAUCCGUUGAUCAAGCACUGGGUUUCAGUUUUGAGGAAUGAACAAACUCCUUGUCCCAUUUUUAAAAAUGCUAUGGCAGAGCUGGGGAGGUUACUUAUUUAUGAAGCUUCAAGGGACUGGUUGCCUACUGUAACAGGGGAGAUACAGUCACCCAUGGGUGUUGCCUCAGUUGAGUUUAUUGAUCCAAGAGAGCCUGUGGCGGUAAUUCCUAUCCUCAGAGCUGGUCUAGCUCUUGCAGAACACGCAUCAUCUGUGUUGCCUGCAACAAAACUGUACCAUCUUGGGAUAAGCAGGGAUGAGGAGACUCUUCAACCAACUAUAUAUCUUAAUAAGUUACCUGAAAAUUUUGCAGAAGGUUCUCGAAUCUUUGUGGUCGAUCCUAUGCUUGCAACAGGUGGCACAGUAGUGGCAGCUCUCGACCUCCUAAAGGAACGUGGAAUUGGCAACAAGCAAAUAAAAGUGAUAUCUGCCGUGGCUGCCCCUCCUGCCCUUCAAAAGCUGAGUGAGAAGUUUCCAGGGCUACAAGUAUACACCGGAAUCAUUGACCCGACGGUUAAUGACAAAGGGUUCAUAAUUCCUGGACUCGGAGACGCUGGUGAUCGCAGCUUUGGCACAUGAAAUGGUUUCACCCAGCUUUAGAAAUUCUCAUCUCUUAUUGCUUGGUAACGAUAUAGCUGAUUGUUGGGCGAUUGUAAAAUUGCUUUAUAAUCACUAUUGAUUAUUGAUGAAAGUUAGGGCAAUGAAGCCGGUAGAAUAGAAUUAGGAGGGAGUUAUUCCCUGGAUUUUUUUUUUUUUUUAAUUUUGUAUACUCAAUUGUUCGAUCUUAUAAUCUGCAAGGAAAUAUGAGUUUUAUUAA
Momordica charantia (bitter melon) is the source of this 914-nucleotide messenger RNA. NCBI's taxonomy places the organism in Eukaryota, Viridiplantae, Streptophyta, Magnoliopsida, Cucurbitales, Cucurbitaceae. The record is from RefSeq and is a predicted model, not a curated record.